GAAAAUAUUAAAUCAUUUUUCUGGUCUGAAACAAAUAUCAAGAAGCAAAAUUUGGCGGAACAUUUGUUUCCUGAUGACGUCUGCUAUUUCCAUUUUCCCUUCAUGAGGAUGCAAUUCUUGCCAGGGGAAGUUGGAAUUUUGUGAAAAAGAGAAUAAAAGCAUCCAAUACUCAACAUGCCAGCAUUAGAAAGUCUUCCAUCGAAGAUUAACAUAUCUGAGCAUGGUUCAGUUCCUAUACUUGUUUUUCAUCGCCGUCAUUCCUGGCAUCUACUCCCAGCCAACAAGGUUUGCGGGAAACAGUAGAGAAGAUCGUGCUGGAAAUGAAACAAUGAUUAUUGUGCCCAAGUCUAGUACAUUUUUACCAAACGAGCAAGAAGUAGUUUACAAAGGACUUUUAGAUGAGUGCAAAAAUUCGGAAAGUAAUACGGACGUCGAAUGUCCCCAAACCUGCGUAAAUAACAUCGAUGAGAAUCGAAUUCCUCGUCUUUUAGUUAACAUAAAAUGUCAAACUUCUACUUGCCAUAGUGUCGUCUAUACUUUUCCUGUUUUUUACAAAGUGAAAGAGACUAUCAACUUUACUUAUUACGUUCAACAUUCGGAAGAGGUCCACGUCGGCUGUGUCAAAAUGGAAGAAACCAGAUAUACGCCAGUGUACGAAACACGAUCGCCGUAAUUUAUAUUAUGUACACAAAUAUGUUACUUAAUUUAUUAUGUUAAUAAUUUAUUAAUUUUAUUUAUUAUUUAUUUAUUUUAUUUAU
Molecule: messenger RNA, 758 nt
Organism: Centruroides sculpturatus (bark scorpion)
Lineage: Eukaryota; Metazoa; Arthropoda; Arachnida; Scorpiones; Buthidae
Exons: 2
Coding region: 221-673 (150 amino acids)
Source: RefSeq, a predicted model, not a curated record